Amphiprion ocellaris (clown anemonefish) is the source of this 9659-nucleotide messenger RNA. RefSeq names its product nuclear factor of activated T cells 5b (gene nfat5b). NCBI's taxonomy places the organism in Eukaryota, Metazoa, Chordata, Actinopteri, Pomacentridae. The transcript has 12 exons. The coding region runs from base 1757 to 5491 and encodes 1244 amino acids. The record is from RefSeq and is a predicted model, not a curated record. Gene Ontology annotation, cellular component: transcription regulator complex. Gene Ontology annotation, molecular function: DNA-binding transcription factor activity, RNA polymerase II-specific; transcription factor binding; RNA polymerase II cis-regulatory region sequence-specific DNA binding. Gene Ontology annotation, biological process: regulation of transcription by RNA polymerase II; cytokine production; calcineurin-NFAT signaling cascade.
CUCCGUUUCUCCGCUGCAGGCAGGACAGAUCAUGCCCCACCCCAAAAAAAAAAGCAACUGAUGUGACAGUCUUUAGACAAACAGACGCCUGCAUAUGACAGGAAAGCCAGUUGGACAAACAGCCUGCUUCUCUGUGAUUCUCACAUGGGAAAAAAUCAACUUGAGAAGGAAGCUAAUGUCAUUAGUGUCCAAUCAGCUGAACAUGUCUGCCGCCUGAACCUGCUUAUUGUCAUCUGCUAUAUGUUGUCGUCCCUUGCAGCAACAAAGUUUUGAAUUGAAGAUCGUGUACUGCAGGUUCAGAUCAUAUUUAGACCUUAAACCCUAUUAAAGAUUAAAAUUAGUGUGUGUAAUUCAACAUUAACCAAUAGUUUGACUCUACAGAGCAAUAAGAGACCCAGGCAAAGAUGGUAUUACAUACUCAGCACAGCACAACAGCCUAACCCAGAUUUCUCAUUUUGGGGGGAAAUAAGAAGCUUUGAGUGGCUGUAAUCACCUUAUUGACCAUUUUGUAGCUCCAAGAUGGAGCUAUUGUUCACAGAAGAAAAUCAUAUUAACAGAUAAACAUACAAGUCUGAAAACUAGAUGUAGUGCCAAAUGUUUAAUACUGCACUAUUCAAGCCAGGCUAGUUUUUUGGUUGCGAAGCUCGUUGACCACUUCACAUUUGAAAAAGGAAUUUAAUUUUUUUUUUUUAGAUUUUACCUCUGGAUCAUCAUGUUUGUCAUAAAAAUAAUUUGGUGCAUGUACAAUAAACCACAUAUUGUCUGGUUUAAUGAUGACAUUAAACAUGGGGAAAAGAUGAAUAUGCUGUCAUAUAUAUGUUUGAAGCUCAUUUAGAGAUUCUUUAAUUUUAAGAAAUCUGAGUGUGCUUCUGUCAGAGAAAUGUCAACACUGCAUCCCAUUUCUUGCUAUUGCUGUUGUGCUCUGGCACAGUCUCGUGACUGCUUAGCCGCUGUCCAGGUUGGUAAAUAAUUAAAGAAAAAAUUUGAACAAUAAGGCAAUUGAAGUAAGGUGGCAAACUAAGGAAAGCAGGCAACUGACUAUGGACUCAGAGUUAGUUAGUUUGGUAAUGUGCAACAAUAAAGCACAGAAGUAACUGGCAUGAUAAAGACCUUAUAGUAGCUCCAAAUUCACUGCUGAAUUGAAUUCAUGUAGACCAAACACAUCAACAGUGGACUGAUUUCACUCAGAGCACUAAUAUAUAUAAUACCUGACUUUGUUGCAGCAAAGACAGACAAGAUAGAGCCAGAAAGACGUGAUGGGACGUCUUUCAAUAUUUGUUCAUACCAGUGGGUUUCAAUGAUGUGUUUUUGGUUGUGCUCAUAUACAGUAUGUCUCUGUGUUGUGAUAUUUUCUCAAAAUGACACUACUUCCAUGCGUUUUAUGUGCCUCUUUUUUCUUUCCAACUGUGUGUUUUGCAAACUAAUGAGUCACCGAGCAAUCCAGAAUGUCAACAGCAGUCUAACUCCUUCUUUACAAGCUGCAGCUUAACCACACUUUUCCCCACUCUUCAUCUAGUUCCUUGUAACUAUUUGAAUGCUUUUGAAGUUACAGUGAAUGUCAGCAUGCUGGAGCAACAUUUUUUGGCAAACAAAAUGCCUAAUGUUCUAAUGAUUUUUAAAAAAAAUCUGAAUAUUUUUUUGCUGUUCAGCUUUUAUUGCUCAUUCGCUGUCUCAUUUUUAUAUUCCAGGAAGUUCCCUCUGAAGCAGGGAGUGUCUGCAUAUAAAAUGGUCUGCAGUUCUCUGCUUCAUAGAUGCCAUGUCCUCUUCUAUGACCAUGGAAGGCCCCCGCAGUGCUUUUUCCACCUCUUCCAGCUCCACCAUGCAUUCCAGUGCUUUAGUCGGUGACCAGAAUCCAGCUCACGGCAGCAAUGUCGAUCCAGAGGACCCCAGGAGUAGCCGAGUGGUGCCAGAGGUUGUCGCAGCAGAAAGUGGGAAUGGUAGCAGCAGCACCGGCGGGAACGGCAGGGGCAGCAGCGAGCAUGGAGGAGGACGAGGUGUAACAUCCCAGGAGGUCCAACAGCAUCACCAGAUGACCCCAUCGAAGCGCCGUACCAUAUUGAACAUCUCUCCACCUCCGCAAGACCUGUUUGACGAUAGUCGGAUGUCCUGCCAGGAUGAGGCGUCCCUGGACUCGGAGCAGAGCAACAGCAUCUGGAUGGACGACUCUCUGUCCAACUUCAGUGUCAUGAGCAGCGUCUCUUACAAUGACAACACAGAGGUGCCACGAAAGUCCCGCAAGCGAACCCCUCGCCAAAGGCCUGGUCCAAAGACUGCCCCUGCACAGGAAGCCAGCAUGGAUGUGUUUGAUGCAGACAGUGCCAAAGGUCCGCACUUUGUCCUCUCACAGCUUGGCCCUGAUAGCAAGACAGGAGCUAAAGGAAGCUCUGAUGAUCCUCAGACAGCAAAUCAGAAAGGAGGAACUCUUUCAAUGCAAUUCCCACAAAAGAGCGAGGGGAAGGAACUGAAGAUCGUCGUCCAGCCAGAGACUCAGCAUCGAGCUCGCUAUCUGACUGAAGGCAGCAGAGGGUCAGUGAAGGACCGGACUCAGCAGAGCUUCCCUACUAUUAAGCUGGAGGGUGUGAAUGAGCCAGUGGUUUUGCAGGUGUUUGUAGGAAACGACGCUGGCCGUGUGAAGCCUCAUGGAUUCUACCAGGCUUGCAGGGUCACCGGUCGGAACACCACGGCCUGCAAGGAGGUCGACAUUGAAGGCACAACUGUCAUCGAGGUGGCCCUUGACCCAAGCAGCAACAUGACACUAGCGGUGGACUGUGUUGGGAUCUUGAAGCUCCGUAAUGCUGAUGUCGAGGCUCGUAUUGGUGUCGCUGGUUCCAAGAAGAAGAGCACUCGAGCUCGGCUGGUGUUUCGGGUUAACAUCCCCCGUCCAGAUGGAUCAGUGCUCACACUACAGACUCCCUCAUCUCCAAUCCUGUGCACCCAGCCUGCAGGGGUGCCUGAAAUACUGAAGAAGUCGCUGCACAGUUGUUCAGUGAGGGGAGGCGAGGAGGUCUUCAUCAUUGGCAAAAACUUCCUCAAAGACACCAAAGUCGUAUUUCAUGAAAAUGUUUCCGAUGAGAAAUCGUGGAAGGCAGAGGCUGAAAUUGAUAUGGAGCUAUUCCACCAGAAUCACUUGAUAGUGAAGGUUCCUCCAUACCAGAACCCAGCCGUCACGUCUUCAGUGUGUGUGGGAAUCUACGUGGUGACGAACGCUGGGAGAUCUCAUGAUGUUCAGCCUUUCACCUACACUCCAGAUCCAGCAAAAAAUGAAGUUCCUGUGAAGAAAGAGGCACCUUCUCCAGUGAAGACUUGCUCUUUUGAUGAGCAAAUUAAAGUUCUAGAUGGUGCCUUGAUGUCUUCAAUGUUGCCUUUAGUGAAGAGAGAAGAUGUCACUCCAAUGGAGGUGACAAGCAACCUUCAAUCUUCUGGAGUGUUUAAGACUGGUGACUUGUGUCCAGCCCAGCAGAACUCAGACAUGACGGCAGGACAUCUAAAUAAAAGCAGAGCAUUCCCCAGCAGCCUGGCUCAACCUGCAGGCGAUCCUGAUAAAGGCCAGAGUCCUGUUUUUACCAACACUGAGCCCUUAAGCACCAUCCAGAAGCAGGACAUUGCUACCAGCAGUUCGUUCUCUGUGCCUGCAGACUCUCUACUUCAGCAAAGCUCACAGCAGUUUCUUCUGGAGCCCAGAGAUGGCCUGAGGCAGGAGAGGCCAGGCAACACUUCUGGAGCUGUGUCGAGGUUGUGUGGGGAACCUGCAUCCCAACAGCAGCAGCUGCCGAUGUUCCCUCCAGACGAAGUAGCCCAGCUGGAGGAAGCUGUGAGACAACUUAAAGCCAAAGGCUUCUGUAACUUACCGCUUCAGUCCGACAGCUCUAUAGCCAAACAGCAGCAGCAGCAUAUCCAGCACCAGCAACAGAUCCAAAAACAGCAAAUCCAACAGCAACAACAGCAACAAAUCCAGCAACAACAGUUUCAACAGCAGCAACAGCAGCAGGUUUUGGAGAAUUUACAGCAGCAGCUGUUUCAGUCACAGAUUCAGAUGCAGUGCAGCAUGUUUCAGGAUGCCUCCCAGGGCAAGAAUGCUGAACGUCAGGGAUCAUCACAAGGAGUGGUGCCAAAUCAGGGGUCUCUUUUCCAGCCGACCCAACAGCAGCAGCAACAACAACAGCAGCAACAGCAGCAACAAGCAGCGCUUUUUCAGCAGGCAAAUGACCUUCUUUCGAUUCAGACCAACUUCCUCCAGCAGUCAUCCUCUCACCCUUCACCACCCAUGUUCCAUAAUCCCAGCUCAUUGGCUGAAACACAAGAUCCACAGGGAGCUCUCUUUCAGAAACCCUCCCAAGAGCAGGUCCAGGCUGCUCUCUUCCAAACCACCAUGACAGUGCUUCAGUCUCCAGAGCAGCAACCCUCAACCCCUGGACUUUUCCUUCCCCAGACCCCGCUGCCCUCUCAGCUUUCAACCAGUAGCUCUCAACAACAACAGCAGCAGCAGCAACAGCAGCAACAGCAGCUGGCCUUCCUCGGUGCUCUGCAAUCUUCUUCCCCUGAACCACAGUCAGUAUUUCAGACCCAGACCCAGAUCUCCCCCAUCCAGCAGAGAAGCCCUCUGGAACAGCAGCAGCCCUCCCAGCCUCAGCCCCACACACAGCCAGCCCAGCCGGCUUCCAUGUUUCAGACCAUCUCCCCACAUCCAUCUGCAAACACACUCUCUCCAGGCCAGCAGCAGCAACAGCAGGCCGGCCUACUCUUUUGCAGCAAUGCCAUGUCCACACCAGACCAGGCCUCCGGCCUCCUGUUCAACAGCCAGGGCCAGAUGCCUCCCCUGACCAGCAGCAGUUUAGUUUCUCAAGAGCCCCAAAACCCCUCUAUGCUCUUUUCCCAAGCCAGCAUGGUGACAGUGAACCAGCAGGAUCGCUCUGAGCCCAUGGCCUUAGGAAACCCCACUGAUCCACGACAAGUCAUGUUUCAGGAGCAACAGCCGAUGCAGCUCGGUAACAGCAGCAACAACCGGCAGGAACAGCCUGUGGGCCUGUUCAUGCCUCAGUCCAAUAUGGCCUCUCUGCAAGGGGGACUGGCUGCUCAGGAGCUCGCACAGUCAGCCAUGUUUGCCUCUCAAAAUGGUGUGGCAAACCUCCAGACAACCACCUCCUCCCCUGUUCAACAGCCGGGAACUCUGUUUCAAACCGCUGUAAGUGGGAGCAUCAAUCAGCCCAGUCGGCCUCAAGAACCAGGCCUGUUCCUCUUCACUAUUCAGAACGAAUGUGGCCAGUUGAUGAACACUCCUGGAAACACGCUGUCAGAUCAGAUUAUAGCAAUCAGCCAGUCUGGUCAGAACCAAAGAGAGAGUGAUGCACACAUCCAGUCCCUGCUCAGCCAGUCGCUGUCUCAGUCUGGAUCUGUGCAGAGCAGCAUGUCGGCCUCUCAGAACAUGGAGAAGAUUGAUGACCUGCUGGUCAGCCUGCAGGAGUCGGGUAGCAAUUUAACUCGCUCAUACUAACCUUCUUACGGUGCAGUGUAUGUUUUUCACUGCUAAAAUCUGGAAAGGUUGUACAUUGUAGACAAAAAUGGUUCAAAUAUUAUCUGUUAAAAAUGACAUGCAGGUAAACAUUUGUGAAUAAGCCCUGAAUUAUGUGCUCAUAUCUGAUCACUAAAUGUUUUUUCUUCUGCUCAUAAACACAUGAUUUGGUCUUCUUCAAACAUUUUAAAGUGGCCUUGUUGAGCCAGUCUCAUCUUAAAAAAAGAAAUGGCAGAAUAUGUGACAUAAAUGCAUGGCUGUGAACAUGAAGACAAACUAAGAUAAACUUCAGAUCCGGAUAAAUUCAGCAUGAAUUUGUUUUGGAAUUUUUUGGCUGAGCCAGUUGGCCAAGAAAAGUGAACUACUUACAUAGUGACUGAUUGAUUCCCCGUUUGUAAAACUUAUGUGAAAAUAAAGAUAAAAUAGAGACUCCAGGCGAGAAUAACGUGAGAAAUUUCAUCUUUACUCUCCGAUGAGAGAAGUAGAAUUUGGCUCUUGUCUUCAGCUUUCUGUCUGGAGAGAAAAUUACAUAUCAGGCUUGGGAUUCAUUUAACUGUUGUUUUUAUCUGUAUGUAAGUUAUCAGCAGCACCUUCCGAUUCUUGUGUUGUUUUCUAAAAUGUUCUCCAAAGUGUUUAGUGGUUUCCAUGAAUAGUGUUCCCUUUAACACUUUAUUUUGUUAUCUUGUUCCAUUGAGGGUGGAGUGUAUGGGAUGUCAAGAAGGCUUUGACAAAGUAUAGCAAGUAUGGAUGAGUACAGAGAAGACGUUGAAGGUAGCCGCUGUAGACAUGGUGUGAAAUUAUUUUCACCAGACAGUACAGAAAGGGUUAGAGAAGUAGAGAGGAAGCAGAGAAGUGAGAAGUGGACGGAGUAUAGAUAUGAAUAGAACAGUGAAGGUCGAUCAUGUGUAUGGGUGCUCAUAAUUUCAGUGUUGUAGCAGCUAGCUUGGACCUGACAAUAUGAAUAAUUUCACUCUAGGUGCCUCUGAUGGACCUAGAAGUGACUUUGGUGUCAUUAAUGACAUGAUAUAAAAGCUCAGAUGCUCAGUAGGCAUAUUAUACAUGUGUUAUUUACAGAACUAAAGUAAUGUUGUACAUUCUCCUAAAGCCUGGAUAAAUUAGUCGCUUUAUUACAAUCGUACCUAUAAAAUAAAAUUUAUAGUUCGGCAAGUGCGAUGAAGAGACUCACCUUCAGCUGGGAAAAUAAUCUUUCAUUAUUCAGGACAUUUUUUAUUUCCACCACAGUCUACAGACAAGACUGUAAUGUGGGUAAUCAAAUAUGUGUUCAGACUAACAUAUUUUAUUACGUUACAAACUGUGGUGGUGGAGAUAAAAACGAAUACUGACAGACAGACGUACUUCCAUGUAUAAUCGGCACUUUUUGAUGCUGUUCUUUGUGACCACUUUUCUCAUCGAGGGUACAACAGUCCCACAAGAGUCCGUUCUUUUUUUCUGCCGCCUCUCCCUCAUUGUUUACAGUGAAGAUAUUGCGGUGCAUCUUAAUGCCAGUCAUGUUACAGCUUUCACUACUCAUUCCCAAAAACCAAAUGAGGAAAAAUGCGGAUCAAGACGUUUUCAUUCAGUCAAUGUAAUUUCAGUUGACAUGUAACUCUUAUUUAAAUACAUGCGCCUAGAGUAGAGAGGAUAGAAUGUAAUAUAUUAUUUUCAUCAUGAGAGAUCAUUAUGUGUUUUUAGUGUCAUUUUUAUGGCUUCUUUCUGCGUCAGGCACGCAUGAACUGGAAUAGUAUUCUUAAACCAGCUAGAAAAGAGCCUUUUCACCAGUUUUAUAAAUGUGAUGGAUUUAGUGAAUGUCAAGGAGAAGCAACAGUUCAAUGCUGUAGCUGCACAUCUCAUCCAGGUUAUGGUAUUAACAGGCAGGAAUAGAGCCCAUUUGACAUGUUUUCUUGUAAAUGCAAACUGUACAAUUUUUACAGACUUAUUGUCCUCGUCUGUAGAUGGCCAGUGGCCUCAGGACCAAAGUUUGACUCGAAUCUUGCUUUGCAUAAAUCCUGAUGACAGGCCAGUUUUAUGGCUCGUGAACUUUUCUUUCUUUUUAGUGACUUGCGGCUUUAGGAUGAGUAUAGACAGAGAUUAUUUUUUGUCUCCUCAAUAUGUAGAUUUCAUUGUUAGGCAUCCUACUGUCACGUUUUUGUUUGUGUUUUGUGUUGUAUUGGCAAAAAAAAAAAAAAAAAACACAUUUGUGUCAUGUCUAGGUUCACUGUAAGUGUAUGCACGAACAAGGGGCUGGUCUCUGACGGUGACAAAAUUAGCUCUGUUUUAUGCCUCAUUGUUUGUCUUGUUUUCUGUGUACAGUUUGUUAUAAAUACAUUAACACCGUUACAUUUUAUACACUUCAAAAUCUGAAUUAGCUGUCGUUUUAUGAUGGAGAUUAUGUAAACUUGACUAAUGUGAUUUGUGGAACUACGGUGUGCCGGUUUGAGCAGUCUGAGUGGUUUUAAAGGGACCCUACUCCUGAAGGAAACCUGACUUUGGAGAAAAGAGCUAUCUGAGAUUGGCUUUCUUCAACUUGUGAAAUAGAAGAACUAAUAUUUCCAUUGUUGAGUAUUUAUGAUUUUAUUUGCUUUUGUUUGUAGAAAGACUCUUAUCUUUUUUUUUUUUAAUUUAGUGCCUGUGCCUCUUUUCAGAGAAGCAAACCUAAUUUAUUUGUGUGUUGGUUGUUUUCAAAAUUGUUUUCUGUAAUCAUGGUUUUGUUUCUAACUGUACUGAUGGCAGCAAUGUGAUUUGGCCCUGACACCUUCUGAUACUUUAACUGGCACCUUGUGAUGUUGGUGGUGGUGCCUUUGAAUUAAUAGCGUGCAUCAUACACGAUAAAUGAAAUAGAGAUUAUUGUGCACAGUUACCCCUUUUGACGUAUUAGACGAUGUAGAUAUAAACAUUAAUGUAUAUAUCACAUGUUUGUGGCUUGUAAUUGGACUACUGGCCCUGUACUCCUUUUUGACCAAAUAGGUAACAGCAGAGCAAAAUACCACCAAACUGUCGGACCAACAAAUUUAAGUAUUUAGGACUCAAUGUGCUUAUAUGGUGGCUGGAAAAGUUUUACUUUUUCAUACAGAAUGUUUUAAUGCACAAAGUGGGGAGGUAAUUACUUUUUUGAAAUUACAGUUACCUCAUUCGUGUAUUUACAACAUCCCUGGAGAUCAUAGAUAUAGGAAUGUGACUAAAUACAUAGUCAUUACUAAUUGUAUGGAAAAUAGGCAGAUUGUUGUGAGAAAUUCCAAUUUUUCUCAAGAUGCCACAAGCUCUUUCUCUGUUUAUUAUGUUAGAACAAGAUGUGGGUUUCCUGUAACAUCACUAGUUAAUUUAUUAUCAUCAAAUUAAGUCACAGGUGUUCAGACAGUUAUUUUUUCCCUAAAAUGUCAUUUAAGACACUAAUAGAGAUUGUACAUGUGCCUUGAGGAGAUGCUGUCGUCGCAAUCAGAUUGAUGUUUUACCAUUGUUGCCUGUUUAACAUCUCGCUGGCCCAGCCAGUGAUGAUUAGCCCUCAUUAACUAGAAUAUUUUAAGCCAUAACACUUUAAGUGUGCUUUAAAUGCUCGACAACGGUGACCAGAUUAAUGUGGUUGUAGUGGAUAAAUGUGUUGUGCAAUUUCUGUCAUGCAUCUAACUUGUUUGUACUGAAGUAUCCAUUGCAUUUAUGUUGUUCAACGUAGAUGCAGACAAUUUUUCUCUGAAACUGCUAUGCAGCUAAUAUACUUUAAAUGUAGAUCUAUUAGUUUUUGAAUAUAUAUUUUUCUAUAUAGUGUCUCCUGUUUUCAACAUAAAGGAGAAACCAAAAUAGAUGUUCUUUCUAUUAUUUAUGUUGCUUGUUAAAAUUUUCUGAUGCUUUGAGUGCUGCCUGAAACUGAUUUUAAUUCUUUUACUCAGUUAAAAUGCAAAUUUUUCCUCUCAACAACCAUCUGAGAGAAGGGGUCACUGAAUGUUUGUUCACUUCUAUCAAAGUGAAUCAUUCCUCUAGUGAACAGCCGAAGAGGGAAAAUUUGCCUUUUUGUUUCUAACCAUGUGAACAAUGUCAAAUAAUCACCCUAAGAAAAACAACUGUCUAUGUAUUUGACUUUUGUUGGGAUAUUUUUAUUCUCUUGCAAUUAAGUUUCUGUAAACUUGCUGCUGUCUAUAUUAAACAUAUAUACUUUAAA